AUGGAGCAGAGCAACUUGAGGAGGACAUUGUGGGUGAUGUUUCUGGGCCAGGCCGUUUCUUUCUCCCUUGCCCUCACCAGCUUCUCUUCUUCCCUCGUCGCCGCUCUUGGAGUUGAUGCACCCAUCGCCCAGAGUUGCUUCAGCUACUUCGGUUUGGCCUUAGUUUACGGCGGCAUAUUCCUUCACAGACGCCAUAAGCUACAGGUUGCUUGGUAUUGGUAUCUCCUCCUGGGAUUCAUCGAUGUGCAGGGCAAUUAUCUGGUGAACAAAGCGUACCAAUUCUCGUCAAUUACGAGUGUGACGCUGCUGGAUUGCUGGACCAUACUGUGGGUCAUCAUCCUGACGUGGCUGGUCCUGGGGACUCGCUAUUCCAUCCUCCAGCUUCUUGGUUCCGCCAUUUGCGUCCUCGGCCUUGCUCUGGUUCUCUUCUCCGACGCUUGGGUGGGCGGUGGCGCAGCAGGCGGUUCGAGGCCUCUUCUGGGCGACACGCUAGUCAUCGGCGGAACCAUUUUCUUUGCUCUCAGCAAUGUAGGCGAGGAGUUUUGUGUGAAGAGGAGAGACAGGAUUGAAGUUGUCAUGAUGCUUGGUGUUUUCGGUCUACUUGUCAGCUUGGUCGAGUCAUUUGUAUUCGAACGCGAGAGUAUUAAAUCAUUAAAUUGGUCUGUGAAUAUUGUAUUAGCCAUCGCUGGCUAUACAAUAUCUAUAUUUUCAUACUAUACACUCACUCCUUAUGUGUUGAAGUUGAGUGGAGCCACCUUGUUCAACCUCUCCAUCCUAACUUCUGAUAUGUGGGCUGUACUUAUUCGCAUAUUUUUCUAUGGUCAAAAGGUGGAUUGGCUCUACUUCCUUGCCUUCUUGAUAGUCACCAUUGGCAUAGUUACCUACUCUGUUAAUGAACAAGAUUUCAGUACAAACGUCCCCAAAAUAAAUGAAGGAGAUGACAAUUCAGAAUACCAACUACUUGAUGACGACAAUACAAAAGUUGUCGAAAAUGAAUGCGUGGUGCCAUAAAUUUUUUUUUUUUUUUUCAAAUCAGUUUGGAUAGUUUUAUUCUAAGGCUCGUUUGCUUCAUGGAUUUGAAAAAUGAAGGUUUUGGUUAAAACCUGGGUUUUACAAAACCAUGGAUAUAUGAUGGAAUUGCCCCAUUUGGUUUUUGGUACAAACCAUUGUCUACUUGUUGAAUUUCAUAAUGGAUUUGGCAUUAUUAUAUUUGU
Linum tenue is the source of this 1214-nucleotide messenger RNA. Lineage: Eukaryota; Viridiplantae; Streptophyta; Magnoliopsida; Malpighiales; Linaceae. The record is from the annotation of a GenBank genome assembly.